Messenger RNA from Anthostomella pinea, 894 nucleotides. NCBI's taxonomy places the organism in Eukaryota, Fungi, Ascomycota, Sordariomycetes, Xylariales, Xylariaceae. The record is from the annotation of a GenBank genome assembly.
AUGGCUUCCAAUCAGCCACUUGCCGUGACGCCCAAACCUCUGUCCAUGAUGACCGAGUUAUCACCACUCGUCUCCAUCUACGAGUCCAAGAACGCUGCCGUGCCUCCAUCCACAUCCGCGCCGGCGCCCAGGCUCAUCCUCAUGGCGUCAUGGAUGGACGCGCAAGACGUCCACAUCGCCAAAUAUAUCACGCAAUACCAAGCAAUCUACCCAACCUCAUCCAUCCUGCUCGUCAAAUUCUUCAUGAAGGAAAUCCUCUUCGUCUCCAUGGCGCAGAAAGCCGUGCAAACCGCCAUCUCAUACCUACGGUCGCAAAUAGACGCAGGGACAUUAUCAGCGUCGCCAACGCAGCCCGAGAUCCUCGUGCACCUCUUCUCAAACGGCGGGGCCAUCUCCAUGCGAGAGAUCUACCUAUCCUUCAAGCAGACGACCGGGGGCCAGCCGUUUCCAUCACACACCGCCGUGUUCGACUCGUGUCCCGGCGUGUACAGCUCCAAAAACGUCUACAACGCCUUCCUCCUCUACGGCUUCCCCCAGGGCCUCAAGCGCAUGAUCGCGAGGCCCUUCGUCGCCAUGCUGGUCCUUACGCUGUGGGUGUUCUUCCGCCCGCUCCGGUUCCUCGCCGGCGAGGACCCGCUGGCGAAGAGCGCGAGGAUUCUUAAUGACAGGAGGCUUGUGAGGCAGACGAACCGCGCUUAUGUAUAUGGUACGGUGGAUACUAUGGUUGACUGCCGCCAUGUCGACGCUCAUGCUAAGGCGGCGGUGGCGAAGGGAUAUGAUGUGCGGAGGGAAGUAUAUGAGAGGAGUCCCCAUGUGUCGCAUAUGAGGACUGAUACUGAGCGGUAUUGGAAGAUCUUCACCGAGAUCUGGGAGAAGGCCGUCAGUACGGUAUAG